AUGAGCCGGGAAGAACGCCGUGCCGCCUUGAACUGCAUUUCAUCUAAGCGUGGCCCACGGCCGUGUAGGGUUAUCCUUGUCUCCAUUGGUGCGGGUGGGAGUGGUCUCAACAUCACCGCUUGCAACCACGUCAUCCUCAUGGAACCGUGGUGGAACCCCUACGUUGAGGCAAGUUCCAUCUCCCGUGCAUACCGUUCAGGCCAAAACCGCAAUGUCCACACCUACCACCUCGUCGUUCAAGACUCGAUCGAGGAGAACAUUGUAACUGUGAGUUCUCGCUUCUGGAUAUUGUCGUUUUGUCACCUGACGUCCGCUUUAACAGAGGCAAACGGAGAAGCGGACAAUCAUUGGGAAUUUUAUGAGCCUUUGUGCCAUCCCCGACGUUCCUGA
This is a messenger RNA of Laccaria bicolor S238N-H82, 390 nucleotides long. RefSeq lists its product as uncharacterized. The record is from RefSeq and is a predicted model, not a curated record. NCBI's taxonomy places the organism in Eukaryota, Fungi, Basidiomycota, Agaricomycetes, Agaricales, Hydnangiaceae. The transcript has 3 exons. Bases 1 to 390 code for a protein of 129 amino acids.